GAGAGGAAAAAAAAUAGUUACAACAUGCCACACUCAAACAAACUACUGUGUUUUACAGCACAAUGACCCUGCAGGGUCACCCUCUUGUCCAACAAACUGAACAUCUCACAGCUCUUCUCCCUCUCUCUCUGUGUUCCUGUAGUAAAUUAUCUGUGUCCCACCAUUGCACAGCGCCAAAACCACACACCGAAACGCGACUGUUGCCCUCUACCGACCACUGGGACCCCUAUUCAAUCCUCGGCUUCAGACAACAUGGAUAAGAUCAGAUACUACCAGCCACGCGAUCAGGCCACGGACGAAGACAGUGACGGUGACAUUGACCUUGCCGGAUUAACAUACUCUCUCGAGAUUGUUCAGCAACCCCAAAGAGCAAGGAUGUGUGGGUUCGGCGACAAGGAUCGCCGCAACAUCACGCCCGCGCCCGUUUUAAAAUUAGUGGCCAAGACGAGCGAGGGAAAGAUUGUUCAAGCUAGCCGUUUGAGCAGACAGGCAUUUGUCGUGAAUGCCGAUCUCUGGUUAGAGGACGAGGUCACAGAGAGAAAUCUGGUCUUGAUCUCGUCCAUCUCCUCCGCAAAGCCGCCACAAAGGCCUUGCCCAUCCAGGCCGAUCGACUCAACAUCAUCAAGGGGAUCUCGCUCAUCCAAGACUCCAGGAGGAAAUAAAUCUGGUAGCACAUCGCCAACACUCACACCAGAUGGACACUCCACGCUAAUAGUACCAGAUAAACUUUCUCCCUCAGAGAGACCCAAACAAGCGGUUCGGUUUCAAGACGGACAUUACGAUCCUUCGUCAGAUCACCAUUGGAAUGAAUCCAGGGACACUCUCAAACACGAAGAGACGCGUGUACACCAACGGACAGACAGCGCACGUUCAGCAACAAAUCCAGAUGAUGUCUAUAACAUGAAUACGGAACAAGCUGUUGAUGAAGAAAUGGACGAGUUGCAGGGGGGCUCUACAGAGGAAGAUGUCGACUGGGAAAGCCUUUCGACUCAAAAUCUUGUAGGCCAAACCACUGUCGCGGGUCAAGUCGCGCCGGACCUUGACGGCAAGUCAUCCCACAUUUGGUUUGCUUUCAGUGUGCUCUCUAUCCGGACAGAGGGUAUUUUCAAGCUACGGUUCUCUCUGAUUGACCUGACGCAAAUGGAAGGAAAAACCGCCUCUGUGAUAUAUAUGUUGUUCUCCAAUCCUAUUCAUGUUCAGUCGCCAAAAAAGUUUCUUGGCACAUGUGAUAACAACAAGAUUGCGAACCACUUGAACAAGUACUCGAUAAGAAUUCCAUCCCGCAAAGAUGAGAAGCCAUACAGAGGCUAACAUUGAUAGUCUUAUGGAAGUCGAGAGUUAAGGCGCGUUUGUGAAUAAAUGACCUGUGAGCCC
Molecule: messenger RNA, 1374 nt
Organism: Gamsiella multidivaricata
Lineage: Eukaryota; Fungi; Mortierellomycota; Mortierellomycetes; Mortierellales; Mortierellaceae
Product: velvet factor
Exons: 7
Coding region: 253-1311 (352 amino acids)
Source: RefSeq, a predicted model, not a curated record